Molecule: messenger RNA, 2969 nt
Organism: Catharus ustulatus (Swainson's thrush)
Lineage: Eukaryota; Metazoa; Chordata; Aves; Passeriformes; Turdidae
Product: translation initiation factor IF-2-like
Exons: 3
Coding region: 52-510 (152 amino acids)
Source: RefSeq, a predicted model, not a curated record
CCCCCGCGGGCCGCGGAGGGGUAGGACGAUCUUGGCUACCGAGGGUGGCGGAUGAGCGGGCCCCGGCCGCUCCGCUCCCCGGUCCGCGCCCCGCGCUGCUCCUGGCCCGACGGCGGCUCUUGGCUCCUGCCCUGUCCGGGUCGGACUCUACAACUCGCACCCCUGAGGAGCCCCGCUCGCCAGCGGCCGACGCCGGUGUCCAGAAAAAAGCCCUUGGCGGGAGCGUUCGAGGAGCCGGAGCCCCGGGCUGCCGGCACGGCGGACAGCUGCCUGGCUCCGGCACUGGCACGGACACCGGCGGCCGCCCCUCGGGCGGCCUCGCUGCCGGCUGUCCACGGAGCUCUCUAUGCUUCCCGCAGCAGGGCGCUCCCCAGACCGGGUCUGCAAACCCGCAGCUCCGACCGAGCCCCCGGCGGCGGCACCGCCGUCCGGUGCUUCCACGUCCCCGGACCUCUCCCCGGCCGCCGACGUGCGGGGCAGCGGCAGGACCCGGCCGCGUUGGCUCGGUAGCCCUCGUGGAGCAUCCCCGGCCCGGGAGGAGCUGCCGCCGCACGACGGUGACUGAUCCAGCCCGCGCUCCCCCCUCGGAAGGAUGGAUGUGAACGAGUUACUAAGUGUAGUUACUAAUAACAAUAACAAUAAAUUAUCGGACUGCUGCUCAGUAAUGCAAACAAAUGUUUCGCGAACCACGCGGAGUCUCCCCGCGCCUCGCAGCAGCCCCACCGGGACCGUCUGACAAGCGGCUGCUCCCCGGCCCAGGGAAACGACCCUGCUCGCCCGGCGGCCGCACGGAGCAGGGAUGCCCCGGGUAUUUCUGAAGUUCUGCGUAACAGACUGGAAAGAUGUUCCCCAGAACCGAGAAUCUGUGCGGCACACGCGGGCCCAAACAGCCACAUUUACUACAGAUUGGAGCAUCCUUCCAACCUGGGUGAAAGCGACCAUAAAGAGAGAACUGAAGACUGGAUCAAUAACUUCAAAGUGUGAUUUUCGAUGUGAUCCCUGUGGAUAUGAACGCAUUCGCGUUUUCAGCCACGGUCACCUGAAAGCUCGGUCGGGGUCAGCAUACCACCCUCGCGGGAAUGAUCUUAUGUUUUAGACCAAGCAGGUUCCUUUGCAAAAACUCUGAUUUGUUCAAUCACUUGCCCGCAUAGAACGAGUUCCAUGCGUGCCCAACUCCUCAUCAUUGCUUAAACCCGAUUUAGAAAACAAAAAACCCCAACCCCUCAAUCCCAAGCAGCCCAUCACAUAAACGGAUCGAUAAAUGCAUUUCCACUCCCGAUUCUGGCUGCGGCGGUGCGAUUGAGGCAGAGGGGCACCGCAGCAGAGCCCAGGCUGCGCUGCACGGGCGCGGAUGAGCCCGCAACAGAACCAGCCCCGCACCAGAGCCAGCCCCGCACAGAACCAGCCCCGCUCCAGAACCAGCCCCGCACCAGAACCAGCCCCGCACCACAACCAGCCCCGCACCAGAACCAGCCCCGCACCACAACCAGCCCCGCACCAGAACCAGCCCCGCACCAGAACCAGCCCCGCACCAGAGCCAGCCCCGCUCCAGAGCCAGCCCCGCACCAGAACCAGCCCCGCACCAGAGCCAGCCCCGCUCCAGAGCCAGCCCCGCACCAGAACCAGCCCCGCACCAGAACCAGCCCCGCUCCAGAACCAGCCCCGCAGCAGAGCCAGCCCCGCACCAGAACCAGCCCCGCACCAGAACCAGCCCCGCACCGGAACCAGCCCCGCACCAGAACCAGCCCCGCACCAGAACCAGCCCCGCACCGGAACCAGCCCCGCACCGGAGCCAGCCCCGCUCCGCAGCUCCGGGGUUCGCCGGGCUCGGGGCCCCGGGGCUCGGAGGGAGAAUGAACAGCAGCACAGGCAGGAGAGAGCCGGCCUGCCCCGCCGCCCGUGCGGUUCCGCACCUUCCCCCUUCCCUGCCCCGGCCACCGAGCCGGUGUCUGCUGGGACACACACCGAGCUCAGAUUCUGAACUAUCAACUGCACUUGGGCUCCUGGGUCUUAAUUUUUAUAAGUGACAAGGAAUAAAGCCAUUGCUCAGGAACGUAGAGGCAGACCGCGUACGCUGAGGGGUUUGUGUGUGAAGGUUCUAAGAUUUUGUAAGAUUUUGUAAGCUUUUGCAAGAUUUUGUAAGAUUACUCUGGGGCCGAUGCAGCCCCUUAGAGCGGCACCCAGGCUGUCCAGGUUGGUGAAAGGAGAGGCGGGGGUCGCACAGCCAGGCUCCCCCCUGCACGGGCAAUCUCGGAGCGCACAGAGCGCACAGAGCGCACAGAGCGCACAGAGCGCACAGAGGUUCCCCCGAGCCAGCUCCCCGCCACCAGCGCUCGGAGCCCGCAGCGCCUUCACAAUUCCCGUGCUGACACCUUUUACCAUAGAGAAUCUUUUCCCCUGCCUUUCUGUGGGAAGCGGGAGUUGCAGUCCAAAGUGCUAAGAAAAAUUGUGCGUAAUUAGUAAAAUAAUACAUUUAAACAAGACAUUAAUUGAGAUCUAUUAAGUUAUUGAUAAGAUAUUAAAAUGCUGCUGUUAAAUGGGAAAAAGCAGGUGUGAAGCUUGCAAGAUGUUGAAUUUUCAAGAUCAAUUCCACAAAGAAGAUAAAGAAACAUUGCACGUUAUCAUUUUGUUGGGGAGUCCUAAAGCAUCUCUGCUGCCGGAGCAGGAGGAAUAGAGGGCAAAACACGGUACGGAUGAAGAGGAAUUUUCGGGGUAACAUUUUGCUUCCUUGUGGCAGGUGAAAGACAUACAGAACAGUUGCUAUUGGUGAUUAAACAGAGUUUACAGCACUGUGAGAUAUGGAACUGAAAACAUCGUAUCCUCGAACAAGAAUGUGUGCUUCUAAAAUAUAAUUACGUUGGAAAAAAAUAGUAUUUUAAUUUCAAUUACGAUUGUUCUACGAGAGACAGAUGUGAACUGCUAAAAUGUUUAUAAUGUAGCUUAACAAUAAAAAAGAGAUAUUAAAGAAA